Messenger RNA from Centruroides sculpturatus (bark scorpion), 1715 nucleotides. RefSeq names its product oocyte zinc finger protein XlCOF28-like. Lineage: Eukaryota; Metazoa; Arthropoda; Arachnida; Scorpiones; Buthidae. Bases 142 to 813 code for a protein of 223 amino acids. Gene Ontology annotation, cellular component: nucleus. The record is from RefSeq and is a predicted model, not a curated record. The transcript is spliced from 2 exons.
UAAUACAGCAACGUUUUAACCAACACUUGAGAAGGUGAAAUGUCCAGACUUGCCUUUGUAAAUAAAACAGAUUUGCAGCCUGCAAGUAUAACAAAAUGGAAGAUAAAUCGAACCGUCGCGCAACAGGUUGUGUAGAAAACCAUGAGAGAAGUAAUGAACGUAAAAAUUUCGAGUGCGAAUUUUGCUCAAAGAUUUUUUUUAUAUAAAUCAAAACUAGAAAUACACUUGAGAAAACAUACAAACGAAAUGCCUUUUCAAUGUAAAAUAUGCAACGAAGGAUUCAAACAUAAAUAUCAGUUGAUUAUUCAUGAGAAAUUGCACACAGGAAGCACACCGUUUCAGAGCGAACUUUGUUCUCGAUCUCCAGUUUAUUUUUCACAUUCAUUCCUGCCGGAACUAUCAACGUAUAAAAGACCUUUAGCACAAACUUUCCAGGAACCGUUGAUGCAACCCGGACCGUCUUCAGUGCAAAUUCUAGAUGAAUCAAGGAUGCAAACAGAACCUUUUUCAACACAAACUCUCCAAGAACCGCGGAUGCAAGCUGGAUAUUCUUCAACACAAAUUGUAAAGGAACCACAGAUGCAAAAACGAUCAUUCUCAACACACAUGUUUUGGCAACCAUUGAUGCAAAGCAGAUCUUCACCACAAACUGUGGAGGAACCGAUGAUGCAACCUGGACCGUCUUCAGCGGAAACCCUAGACGAAUCAGGGAUGCAAGAUGAAGCUUUCUCAUCACAAAUUGUAGAGAAACCACGGAUGCAAGCAGGACUUACUUCAACAGAAACCCUGGAGGACCAGAGAUAUAAGCAGUAACUUUAUCCACAUACUCCUUAGAGAAAUUAUCGAUGCAGAUAGAACUUUAUAUAUGUGCUCUUCUUCAGAAAUUGUUGACGUAAGCAGGUUUUGCUAUUACUGCAAUUUUGCAAGAAUUAUUCAUGAUAACAGAAUCUCCGUUAAUUUCAAUGCUGCACAAACAAUUAAUGCCUUUUACAAUACCAACUCUGAUAAAAGCACUAACCCAAGAAGGGAUGCAACCAAGAUCUACGACACAAAUUCUGUUUAGUAUCCAUGAUUUGUUUGUUGAUCUUCAGCUUAAACUUCAUGUAAAAAAGAAGUUCAUGCAGGACUUUUCUCUACUGAAAUUUCGGAAGAAGGUGCGAUGUAAGAAUCUUUUUUAACUGAAUUAUCACAUUUAGUAGGACCUUCUACUCAAAUUCUUCCCAGUUUCCGUGAUUCGUUUGUCUUCUUCAAAACAAAUGUCAGAUGAAAAAGGGAAGCAAUCUGACCAUCUCAAAUCCUUAGACUAGAAGCAAGCAGGACUUUUCUUUACUGAUAUUUCGGGGAGAGGUGUGAUCCAAGAAGAAUCUUCUUCAAGUGAAGCUUCGAAAAAAAUAUUGAUGCAUGCAGAACCUUUAACACGAACAUUAUCCAGUUUUCGUAAUUCGUCUUCAACUUAAACUUCGGCCAAAGAAGAUUUUUAAGGAGGAUCUGCUUCUCAUAUCCAUGAUGACGAACAAGUGGAAGCGAAAAGUUCUACUCAAUCUCGAUUACAUUUCUGCGUUUUGCUUCAGCGACCUCAAACGCAAACACCCAGUAAAGAAAAAAAAUCACGGUAAAAAUAAAUAACAGAGAUCUAUAUAAGUUUUAAAACUAAAUUUAGCUAAAUUAUCAAUUUUAAAAUUAUUACGAAUUAAUUGUGUUAAAAAUUUAUCGAA